Triticum aestivum (bread wheat) is the source of this 3299-nucleotide messenger RNA. Its product is annotated as rust resistance kinase Lr10-like. Gene Ontology annotation, molecular function: protein kinase activity; ATP binding; polysaccharide binding. Gene Ontology annotation, biological process: protein phosphorylation. The record is from RefSeq and is a predicted model, not a curated record. The coding region runs from base 201 to 2183 and encodes 660 amino acids. The transcript is spliced from 3 exons. Lineage: Eukaryota; Viridiplantae; Streptophyta; Magnoliopsida; Poales; Poaceae.
UCAAAGCCUAUCUUCCUGUACACUAGUUUGACUAAGAAAACCAGCAAUCAGGUGGCACACCAGGCUUGACUAUUCUUCCUCUUGUGUCUCCAUCAAUCCAUAUGCACCAGAAAAUUCGUAUAUUAAUCUGAGACCAUAUUAGCCUUCUUCUUAACUCUAGUACCAGCUUCUAUGCCUGAUCCUGCAUCUGUAAAGCUCUCAUGACAUACUCCGUUGCAUUUCCACGUUCUGUUAUACUCCAAGCAUUAGCAAUCUCCUCCACAGUUUCAGUUUUUCUAACAAAGACUGGAGCGGAAGAUACUCCGGGGCAAGCAGUUUGCCCCUCUUUCUCCUGUGGGCAUCUCCAAGACAUCCACCAUCCUUUUCGAUUGCGAGGGGAUCCACCUGGUUGUGGUGUUCAAGAAUACGAGCUUGUUUGUAGCGAUGACCAGGCUAUAAUUCAAGUCAAUACGGGAAGGUACUUCGUCACCAACAUCUCCUACCCCGACUCUGUUUUCUGGGUUGUUGAUGCCAGUUUGGAUAAUAGCAGCUGCCCUAUUCCUGAGAGGAAUCAACAUCCUUAUAUCUAUGGAUUGAGAUCAGAUUACAUGUUCUUGUUACAUAUGCGUACGGUUAAAUGGGCUGCCUUUGUCAGUUGUUCAAGGAUGAUGAAAGAUAAUCUUAUUUAUAAGCCUGUCGCUUGCCGGAGUACGAACACUUCUUUUGUUUAUGUGUUGAGUACCACGCAAUCUUAUCUGGUUCAGAAUGUUGAGCCUUCAUGUGGAUACUUGGCCAUGACUCCUUUGGGAAGCUGGGGUCUGGGGCCAAAUGAUUAUUCAACUUAUGAUUAUGAAGAUAUUGUAAAAUUUAUGAGGGAUGGGUUUGCUUUUAGAUUUCCUUUCCCAGCUCCAGAAUGGACAUAUCCUUGGAUCCUCAAGACAUGCCUGAAAAAUUCAAGGAGCGACUUCCAUGAACAGAUGUCUAGUUCAAGCAUCCAAAAUAAGAUUUCUGUGAUUUUUGCCAUCGACGUGCGUUUCUUGGGAUGUGUAAAAAACAACUCCUUGUCUGACUACACUAAAUUAUAUUGGGCUGUGUUGGUCAUAGUAUCUGCGAUAAGUAUCAUGAAGCUCAUUAUCGUGUUGACAGUACUAUCCAGGUUAGUCUUUGCACCGUUGUCCGUAUUGAUCUUCCUUGCCUACAAGUACUGGAAAACAAAGGUAGUAAUUGACGCAGUUGAGAAGUUCCUCCAGAUGCAACUAGCCCUUGGCCCAACAAGGUUCGCUUACACAGACAUCACUGCGAUCACUAGCCACUUCAGAGACAAGCUGGGCCAAGGAGGCUAUGGGUCCGUGUACAAAGGUGUGCUUCCCGGUGACGUCCAUGUUGCCAUCAAAAUGUUGGUCAGUUCCAUGUCCAAUGGAGAAGAAUUCAUCAGUGAGGUGUCCAGCAUCGGAAGCAUUCACCAUGUCAACGUAGUGCGUCUGGUGGGUUUCUGCUCGGAGGAAAUGAGGAGGGCUCUUGUCUAUGAGUACAUGCCUCAUGGAUCUCUUGAGAAGUACAUCUUCUCGCCCGAGAAGAGUUUCUCCUGGGACAAGCUCAAUCAGAUUGCUCUGGGCAUUGCCAGAGGGAUCGACUACCUGCACCGAGGGUGCGAUAUGCAGAUAUUACACUUCGACAUCAAGCCGCACAACAUCCUGUUGGACAGUGACUUCACCCCAAAAAUCGCUGACUUUGGGCUGGCAAAACUGUACCCCAGGGACAACAGCUUUUUGCCGGUGAGCGCUGCGCGGGGAACAGUCGGCUACAUAGCUCCUGAGAUGGUGUCCCGUAGCUUUGGCGCCAUAUCCUCCAAGUCUGAUGUCUAUAGCUUCGGGAUGUUGCUGCUGGAGAUGGCUGGAGGGCGGAGGAACGUGGACCCACAAGCGUCAAGAAGCCAGACAUACUACCCGUCAUGGGUGUACAAUCAGCUGUCUCGGCAAGAGGCUGUUGGUAUCCAUCAGGUGGAGAGGAAGCUGUGCGUCGUUGCGCUUUGGUGCAUCCAGAUGAAGCCAGGCGAUCGACCGGCGAUGAGCGAGGUGAUAGACAUGCUCGAAGCUGGCAUCGAUGGCCUGGAGAUGCCUCCUGAGCCCUUCUUCUGCGGGGACGAGUACGCUCCUGCUGCAGAUUCUUCAGUAUUAUCAGAGAUAAGUACAUUCUCAGAGUGAAAUACCUAUAAAUCGUAGUUUUGGACCAAAUUUUAUCCUCUACCCACCUCAGGUGCGCUCAGCAAGUCAAUAUUUGUUUUGGAAGGUUUGAGAGUGUAAGAUUAUCCUUGGUUAGAUUUGGACCUACCUACCACAGAAGGUUCUGUUGUGUGCAAUGUGAAGAAGAUACUCUUUUUUCUUAAUACGAAGAGAAGACGUUGAAAAUGAUGAUGCAAAUUGUAAAUGUGAACCUGGAGAGAACCGCUUUCUGUAAAAUAAUGAUAAUCCCGUUGGCGCUGUUGUUACUGUUUCUGUACAACAUCGAUCACAUUCAGUUGAAUAUUUGAAUGGCAGCGCAUUGUGGGAUGCUGUAGUAUUUGUUUACUAAAGUGUAUUCUUUUAUGGGUGUAAUUGCACAAAAUUUGCAUGGAUUUGUGGUGUUCUUGGCAGGAAGAGAUGGCGUGAUGAUCAUGCCGGGGUUUCAUAUCCUGCGAACGGAUAUGAAAUGUUCUGCCGGGGUUUCAUACCUUCAUCAUUUGCACUUACCUUAACUGAAACUCCAUAGAAGGAGCAUAUCAUCAACAAGAAGAACCAAAGGAGAGGUUACUGAAAGCUUUGCCAUUCUUCUUAUGCCCUGCUUGUUAUUAAGUUACACACUCACACAACCUGUGGCGUCGCCCAUAGGCUUCUCUCUUCCCUCCUGCGACGCAAGGUUGAUUUGCCUCUCAAACAUUCACACAGAAGGAUCGGAGCUACUCCUAGCACAUGUUAAUUAGGAAGUUCAGGAACUCUGUUUCAAACAAAAGUUCAGACAAUGAGGCAGGGAUAUAUAUAGGCAGAGUGCUGUGCUGUGCUGUUUGUUGCUGGUUCAGAAAAGAUCAUAAUCUGCCCUGUUUGUCGUCGUCGGUCGAGGUAGCUCCGGUGAAGGGUCGGGAGCAGCGGGAGCAGGGUAAGAGUGAGGAGGGAGCAGCAAUAUCUUCGCUGCUGCUGCUGUUUCGCUUUCAUCCCUCUCAAGUGUUCUGACAUAAUAGAGUAGCUACAGAACCGGUAGCGUGCAGUACGCCACGGCAGGACACAGUGGUCCGGCGAAGUGGAGGCCUGGUGAGGGUCCCCGGCACGGCAGGGGAACGGAUGCCG